Messenger RNA from Amphiprion ocellaris (clown anemonefish), 2341 nucleotides. RefSeq names its product claudin-18. NCBI's taxonomy places the organism in Eukaryota, Metazoa, Chordata, Actinopteri, Pomacentridae. Gene Ontology annotation, cellular component: plasma membrane; bicellular tight junction. Gene Ontology annotation, molecular function: structural molecule activity. Bases 924 to 1703 code for a protein of 259 amino acids. Gene Ontology annotation, biological process: bicellular tight junction assembly; cell adhesion. The record is from RefSeq and is a predicted model, not a curated record. The transcript is spliced from 5 exons.
ACUCCAGGCUGUUUCUGGUCGUUUUUUUUUACUCCUGCCACUUUUUUACUUUCUAUGAGCUAAAUUUUCACUGCAGUAUAAAGUCCAGCACCUCUACGGAAAUAACACAACCAUGUCUAGAAGCUGAGCGAAUUUGAAAAUAUCCUUUGUACAGUAUGAGACGGUUCCAAUGCCACAAAUCAUUAAAAAAAUUAAGUUAAAAUUUUUUAAAUUUAUUUUUGAAAAUUUGAAAAAACAUGUCAACACGUAGAGCAUGUUUCCAAGGCCGGCUGGUAUUACUAGGGAAAAAAUGUGACUUUACAUACUGUAGAUAUUUAACUACUUGCAUUUCAGUGUUUCCAUACUUGUCUUUUAUCUGCUCUGUGUAAACGCUGCCUGCAGUUCAUCUGAAAAAUACCUGAAGACAUUUUUUACAAAGUGCAGUCGGAGCAAAUGGUUCGUUUUUGGCUCAUUUUAAAUGAGACAUCUCGAAUAAAGGGAUUUUGAUUAACUGUCCUCACUUUAAGCGUAGAUUUGGUUAAUUUUCUUGAAGACACAGCACACCCGAGAUUAAUUGGUUCAAGGACUGUAAGAAAAUUGGAAGUCUGGUGAUUUUUCCUGUUUUUACAGUUUCUGCCUGAUUAAUGGCACCAUUUAGUUUUUUUUUUUUUGUAGUUCAGAAGGUAAAUGGAUUCAGAAAACGAUACUUCAAAUCUUGUGAGGCCUGUGUUUCUGUAUAAUGAUGGAAAAAUAAUGUUCAGUCAGACCACACCCUCUUUAUGAAGGAGGGAAUACUCUCAUCGCCACAGUCUCCCGAAACCAGGAACAAAGUUUUAGGUAAACAUCUGAUAAGGUCAGUUCCAUGUUGACGCGUAGCUACAUAACAAUACCCAGUAGCACCAGCGCUGCCAUUUCAUGACUUAGUUUGAGCGGGACAUCAUAAAAUGGCUGCCUCAAUGAUUCAGUUAAUAGGAUUCAUGUUGUCUGCAUUGGGCCAAUUUUUAAUAUCAGCUGCGACUGCCAUGGACAUGUGGAGCUUGCAGGACCGAUCCUUUACUGUUGUAACAAAUGUUUACACCUAUUCUGGUUUGUGGAAGUCAUGCGUAGGGACUUCGUACGGCACCACAACAUGUAGGCCUUAUUUUACCAUACUGGGACUGCCAGCUCUGCUCCAGGCCGUCCGGGCCUUGAUGAUCGUCGGCAUUGUUCUCGGAGCUAUCGCCUGUUUCAUCGCCAUAUUCGCGCUGAAGUGCUUGAAAAUGGGAAACAUGGAGGACAACAUCAAGGCCACGAUGACCCUGACAGCCGGGAUCAUGUUCGUCCUCGCAGGUGUCUGUGGCAUCGCUGGAGUGUCAGCAUUUGCUAACUUGAUUGUGCAAAGUUUUCGGUUCACAACGUACGCCGAUGGUGGAUUUAACACGUAUGGAACAGCCAACGUUGGUGGACUAACAGGAGCUCUGACUCCGAGGUAUACGUUUGGCCCUGCUCUCUUCGUGGGUUGGAUCGGUGCAGCUAUCUUGCUUAUUGGAGGCAUCAUGAUGUGCCUGGCCUGCCGUGGAAUGGUUCCAGAGAGAAAGCAACGGUACGAUGGGAUGGCCUACAAGGCUGCUUCUCAGCACACGAUGUACAAGUCUGACACCAGAUCCCGGCCCGUCUACAACGACUCCUACAAAGCUCAGAGUGUGGAUGGAAGGCAGUCGAACCAGAGGUUUGACUACGUGUAGAAACACAUCAGCCUUGUAAUUACCUGUUUUAUAUUCCACAGUUCUAAGAUGACUUUCUCAUAGACCUAAUGCAAAAGAUGGAUGUGGUCUCUGGGUCUGAAAAGUAAAUCCAAUGUUAAAGUGACUUAAACCUGCAUUUCUUCUAACCGCCAACAGGAGGCGACUCCUCUGGUGGCAAAAAGAAAUCUGAUUGUAUAGAAGUCUAUGACAAAAUAAGUGUACUCCUCAUGUCGCCUGCCACUUUAGUAAACAUUUUAUUGAUCAGUUUAUGGUCUGAAUCUCAGUUUCAGAUCACUUUCAAAACAGCACAAUGUUCGUUUCAUAAAUUAUGGUCCAAUUUAAAGCAAAAUAGACGAUAAAUCAGGACAUGUUCUAGAGCAGCAAUGACCAAAAUCCAGUCUUCAAAGAUGACAUCGCAGUGGCUACAUCCAUGUUUAUAUGCAGUCUGUGGUUUUUCUCAUUUUUUUAAGCAAAGAUUCAUUGGAAGUGCAGUUAUUUUUUAUUUCUCUCUACUUUCAUUUCAUAGAAAAUUUAAGUUCUAAUUGUGUUGUUAAAUAGCACAGUGUAAUCACAAUUAUAAAAUACUGUUCUGUAAUUUGUGCUGUGCUGUCUGUGUGUCAAAUAAAAUGUCAUUCUUA